Striga asiatica is the source of this 1330-nucleotide messenger RNA. NCBI's taxonomy places the organism in Eukaryota, Viridiplantae, Streptophyta, Magnoliopsida, Lamiales, Orobanchaceae. The record is from the annotation of a GenBank genome assembly.
AUGGGGAAUUCACUUGCAUGUUUUGCACCAACACAAACACCAACAAAGGCAAAAACAACAUCAAAAGAAACAAAGAAAGAGCUUAUUAUACCACCAUGGCUAUCUCCUUUAUCCUCCUUAAAAAAAUCAAGAAAAUUAGAGUCGGAGGCUGACGUCAUUUUCGAAGACUCUUACAUCAAGAAACAGGCACAAAUAGCUACCAUGCUUUAUCAUCAGCACUUGCAAAACAAUGGUGGUCAUGAUCAUCUUAUUCGGCAAAUUGAACGAUCAGUGUCGACCAAUAAUCGCACUUUGAAUUCUUACAACAAGUCGAAAAGGCUGCCAGCUCGAUCACGCUCACUUUCGUGCUCGACUUCUAUGCUCCCAAAUCAGGUUUCACAUUCAACUUAUGUUAUUUUCAAUCCUAUGGAAAUCUUCAGUCUAAUUAAGGAUAUAGCAAAGAGUGAUGAUGAGCAAGAGCAGAAGCACUUUGUGCUCGUCCACGGUGGAGGUUUUGGAGCAUGGUGUUGGUACAAGAUUAUAGCUCUCCUUAAACAACACAAAUACAAGGUUGAUGCCAUAGACCUCACUGGCUCUGGAUCCAACUUUUGUGAUAUCAAUUCCAUCAACACUCUAGCUCACUAUGCUAUCCCACUUACUCAUUUCCUAGCAAAUCUUGGUCAUAAUAAACAGGUUAUAUUAGUGGGACAUGAUCUUGGUGGAGCCUGUAUCUCUCAUGCAAUGGAGAUUUAUCCUCACAAAGUCUCCAAGGCCAUUUUUGUGGCUGCAACUAUGCUCACUAAUGGCCAGAGAGCCCUUGAUAUCUUUUCUCAUCAGUCAUGUUUGAGUGACAUUAGUCAACGUGCCCAGAAAUUCAUAUAUGCAAAGGGGAAAAAAGAUCAUCAGCCAACUUCUAUAGAUUUCGACAAGUCACUUCUGGAGGAGUUCUUGUUUAACCGAACACUUUCAAAGGACAUUGCAUUAGCAUCAUUAUCAAUGAGGGCUGUACCAUUUGCUCCUGCCAAAGAGAAGCUUUCGCUUUCAUCACAAAACUAUGGUUCCAUCGCAAGAUUUUACAUAAAAACGGAUGAUGAUUUUGUCAUUCCUCCUUCCGUACAAGAAUCGAUGAUACGAUCAAGUCCGCCUAACCAAGUUUUCGACCUCAAAAAUUCCGACCACUGCCCUUUCCUCUCCAGGCCUCAGGCACUAUGCAGGCUCAUAGUACAAAUAUCGAAUAUCACUUAGUGAAGAUUAGAAGGUAGUGAGGGUUAACUAAAAUUUCGAUGAUAUGAGGCUGUACAUGAGAACACAAUGAAAUUAUCUCACAGUUAUAUGUUUAAUUAUCUCAAAA